Dendroctonus ponderosae (mountain pine beetle) is the source of this 1832-nucleotide messenger RNA. RefSeq lists its product as uncharacterized. NCBI's taxonomy places the organism in Eukaryota, Metazoa, Arthropoda, Insecta, Coleoptera, Curculionidae. Gene Ontology annotation, molecular function: ligand-gated monoatomic ion channel activity. Gene Ontology annotation, cellular component: membrane. Bases 272 to 1219 code for a protein of 315 amino acids. The record is from RefSeq and is a predicted model, not a curated record. The transcript is spliced from 5 exons.
UAUCUAGGGAGAAAAAAUCAUUGCAAUUGCAACUUUGUCAGGUUUUUGGUGAAUUUUUCACUCAUACACCAUACAGUCAAUUUCAUUAAACCACUCGGUUUCCAGCAGGAAGCGUUUCCAUUAACGAAUGCGUUAAACCCUCCAAAUUCCAACACAUCCAACAUGCGAUUCGUUAACCGCAUUCCUCGACUUCAUGGAACUGGAAGGCCUGACUUUUUCCAAGCAGCUCGCGAUUCUUUAAAGGACUACGAGGUGCAAGUAGUGAUGCAAGAUGUACCUCUUUCCAAAGUGGCAAAACACCUCAAUCUCACGUAGGUUUCAGAUAUUCCCUUACAUCGCCAAGGAGCCCAACAGUUCUUCCCUUAAUGGCUUCCUGUGGGACAUGUGGGAAAUCUUUGAGGAAACUUUGCUCUUCAAGUCCAUAGUGAGAACCACCAGGUACAACGAAGGCCGGGAGAUGAUCAAAAACUACUCGGCGGAUGUUUUCCUUGCAGCCUUGGUUUACACCAACCAAACCACCAAUAUGGAGUUUUCCCAGCCUUAUUUCCGCAACUGGUACCAUUUGUAUUUCAAACUUCCCGAAGGAAAACCGGCCACUUAUCUGCACUUUGUGGCCUUCAGCGGCACCCUAUGGCUGCAAAUGUCGCUGUUUUUUGUCUUUCUGGCUAUCAGCUUGUAUCUCAGUUGUGUGUUGCUGAGUAAAACCGCCCGAGGACUGGAAGCCGUGCUGUCGCUUCCCACUUACUUUUUGGGGGUUGUAUCGGCCUUUUUCAAUACCGGGUACGACUUGAGGCUUCGCAGCUGGUCGGGCAGGCUUCAGAUUCUUCUAGCGCUGUUCUUCGGAGUGUUGUGCUACUAUGCGCUCAGCGCCAGCUUGGUGGCUAGUCUGGCUGUUCUGGAUCGUCCACUUCCAUUCCAGCGCAUUGCUGAUAUUGCCAGCCAGGGCUCAUACUCACUUUGCAUUAGGAAUGUCACGUUUGUUUACGAUAAUUUUACGUCUGAGGAUCGUUCACUGUUGCCGGCUUGGAGGAGGAUCGUGAACACCGAUCGAUGUCCCAAGGACAUGCAAAAGUGGGAAACCAUCCCAGAAAGCAUUUGCACUGGCCAGGUGGUUGUUCUGGAGAAUCGCAUUAUUAUGGCCUGGGCUUUGCAUCGCGCCCAAUGUCCAGUUACUAUUUUACCCCAAAGGCUGGUAAAUUUUCGCUGUCUUUUCCAUUAAAUUGUGACUGUUUUGCAGGUAUUUCUACUCGAUGAACUUCAUUGGCUUUUCCAAGCGGUUCCAAGGAAGGAAAGCCAUAUCGAGGAUGUGAGUUUAAGUCUUUCGGGAAGACCAUGUUUUCAGGAAAUGUUUCAGGAUGUUGAAGAUGCGAAGCGCCGGCAUAUCGAAGAAGUUGGAAAUGAAGUGGGUGAAAAACAACGAUCUUCCUGAGCUCUCGCGUAUCACCGAAGUGAACCAAAUCACAUUCGCUCAUGUGAAAGGGCUGUUGCUGAUCCAUCUGUGCAUGAUUGGGGCCAGUUUGGGUUUACUGCUGUUGGAAAUUUGCGCCUCCAAAGUUUACCCCAAGUGGGUAAAUUGGGACGAGAAACGACGCGUAAAACCGCCCAUCACAGUGGUUGGAAUUAAGAGUUUCACUUAUGGGGGAUCAGACUUGGUUUUAUAAGAGAAACUAUUUGGGAUUUGUGAAAUCAUAUCAGGAGGCAGUCGAUCCUCUUGUUCAAUUCAGUGCUUUAUCAAAAUUUCUUGCAACAUUGUUGCUGGCGGAGCCCGGAAGUUACAAAUAUAGAGUCAAAAGCGUCGCGAUUCAUUUGUAUAUUUUCAUCCCUUUGCACUU